Molecule: messenger RNA, 3030 nt
Organism: Morone saxatilis (striped sea-bass)
Lineage: Eukaryota; Metazoa; Chordata; Actinopteri; Moronidae
Gene: rtn1a
Product: reticulon 1a
Exons: 9
Coding region: 1-2205 (734 amino acids)
Biological process (GO): endoplasmic reticulum tubular network formation; brain development; neuron differentiation
Cellular component (GO): postsynaptic density; neuron projection
Source: RefSeq, a predicted model, not a curated record
AUGUCUGCUCAGCCCGGUGAGGAGCUCGGCUCGGAGGGGAGGUGGUUUGGGGAUGACUAUGAGAGGAAUGGCCUCUUUGGGAACACACCGACCCGUUUCGGCGAGUUACGUGACGAUUUUAAGCCGAGAGGCGGCGAGGUGUCGGGCGACCAGGAUCAACAAUUUCAUCCUUCCCAGGACGACAGGAAAAGGCCUCCCGUUGCUAUGGAAACUGCAUCUACAGAUGAUACCAUGUCUGGCCUGUUUAGGAAGCCCAUGAAUGAUGACGGAGAUGUCUACACCUCCCUGCUGUCUAAUCAGAGCUUCACAUCGGGUCGAGAAGCCUCCUACCUGUCGGACGACCUGAAACCAUCCAAGCCCUCCUCUGCCUCCUCUGCCCUGGAUCAGUUCUCCAGCGACACAUAUAGUUUCAGCUCCAACACCAAGAUGACUUCCGACUUGGCUGAUGACAUGCCAAAAUCUCUGUUCAGCUCAGAUAAGACAGAAUCCUACAACUACAUGGACAUCAGCCACGGGGAUGAGCGCCAUGACCAGCGACAGGGGGCUCUGCACAGCCUGGUGGACACAGGCUCAAGUGGUCAUGACUCAUUGGGCAGCUACAUAGAUAAAAGCCCUGGGCGAGAUGAGGAUGACGAGGAGGAAGAUGAAAACCUAGGUUCAGCACUCGGCUCCCACUCUUUCCCCUAUGUGGAGGAGCCGUCUGAUGAAGAGCUGACAGACUACCGCUCCUAUCGAAACCUUGGUGGCACCCCGCAGACGGCCAGCCCAGUGAAGAUCACCUUGACCGAGUCCCAGCCUCCACCUGCCAAGACCGAGCCGCAGCAACAAGCCCCUCCAGUCAGUGUGUCUGAGCGUGAAAACGUCCUCAGUGUGGGCUUACAGGGGGUUCCCACUGUGACGCUAUCAGAGCCAGAGGACGACAGCCCAGCUUCCACUCCCAAUGCUUCACCAACACAAAAAGAAUUCCCUUCACAUGACAUGUUCAAGGCUGACGCAGUGAAGCCUGCAGCUUCCAAGAGCACUCCAAGCACACAGGCCGGCAGCAGGGAGCAUGAUGGCAGCAGCGCAGAGUCUGGAGACUCAGAGAUCGAGCUGGUGUCUGAGGAGCCUCCAAAGGCCAGUAGCAACCCAUUUGCCCAGCCGCCUAAAAGCAAGGGCACUUUCAGCCAGCCUAACAACCCCUUUGACAAUCCCCCUGUCGCCAAGGGUGGUUUUGGCCUGGCUGGCAACCACGCUCCACCCACAGCCUACAGCAUUCUGAGGGAGGAAAGGGAGGCAGAGCUUGACAGCGAUCUCUUCAUUGAGUCUGCGUCUGAAGAGAGCCCAAAGAGAGAGCAGGGCUUCAGUAGCCCCAAACCGGGAGCCAGUCCUCCCUCUCCUCUGGUUCCCAGUGCUGUCCCUCCCCGCAGUCCGGCUGAGGCGGUGCCAGCCGAGCCCUUGAUCACAGAAAAGGUUAAGACCCCAGUGAAAACAGAGGAGGAUCGCCCCACUAAGCCCAAGCCCCCCACUGCUGCCGUUCCCCCAGAGGUGCGAUCAGAGAGGCCCCACCAGGAUGACAUGCACAAGCACACCAGUGAGGGCCAAGGAGACCUAGGAAAACCUGCUGUCUCAGUCUUCGUUGGCUUUAAUAAACAAAAAGCGAUUGACCUGCUCUACUGGAGGAAUGUGAAGCAGUCGGGGGCCGUGUUCAGCAGCGUGCUUCUGCUCCUUUUCUCCCUGACCCAGUUCAGCGUGGUCAGCGUCGGAGCCUACUUAGCCCUGGCAGCCCUCUCUGCCACCAUCAGCUUCAGGAUCUACAAGUCUGUGCUGCAGGCUGUGCAGAAGACCGAUGAGGGACAUCCUUUCAAAUCCUACCUGGAGAUUGAAAUUGCUCUAUCCCAGGACCAGAUUAGCAAAUAUGCCGACAAAAUCCUGCUGUACACCAACACCUGUAUGAAGGAGCUCCGCAGGCUGUUCCUCGUACAAGAUCUGGUCGAUUCCUUGAAGUUUGCUGUUUUGAUGUGGCUGCUGACCUAUGUGGGCGCUCUCUUCAACGGCCUGACACUGCUCAUCCUAGCUGUCGUCUCCAUGUUCACCAUGCCUGUGGUUUAUGAGAAACAUCAGGCACAGAUUGAUCAAUAUGUGGGACUAAUACGGACCCAGGUCAACUCUGUGGUGGGAAAGAUCCAAGCGAAGAUCCCCGGGGCCAAGAGGAAGGAGGAGUAGACCUGUCUGUCUCACCGUGAAGCUGACAGUCCAGUCCAGCUCAAGAGUCAGGCAGUCUGCUCACCGUUCAAGAGCCUGGUCGUCAUCUGUGGGGCGUAGUGCUAUGUCAUCUUGGUGUUCUCUAAAAGCAUCCACUGGAGAAGCCUUCACCCUGUCUAUAGCAGUCUAAACACUAACACACACACACACACAGUCACACGUACAUAAUCCUGUUUCUAGGUAGACAAGUACACAACUCCAAAACAAAAAAAGAAACUGACUUUUUUUGUGUUGCUUAUUAUAAAGUGCAUGAAGUCGAGCCUUGGGUAAAUAAUAUUUGAUAUAUUUUGUGCAGUUUUUAAAUCACGCUACAUUUUUGCUUUGCAGUGCUUGCCACAAACUUUACGGUUUGGCACAAAAAAGCUAAAUGCCCUCAGACGUGCUCUGCUGCCAAUGUUAAAUACUGCUUCAUGUUUCUGAGUUAGCAGACGGGGCUUCUCUCAGUCAAUGUCAAUAUAUAUAAAUAUCAAAAAUGAUUUUCUUUCGGUGUUUCCAAGCACAAAAUAAUUUAACAAUAUGCGUCUUAGAUGUGGUAAUGUAGGGUUUUUGCUUUUGUAUAACCAUAAGGAACAAUACACACGCUCAUGUUUUAGGUACUGUUGUACAACUACUAUGAAGACAAGGAGUAUCUGGUGAUAUUUAGCUUGUUUGAAUAACUGUCCAACUUUGUACUAUGUUCAACUAUACUCUGUAGUUCUUUAGACCCUGGACUCUAACUAUUUGCACUUACACUAUGUAUUUAAUUACAAGAAUAAGAAAAAUAAAUGUACCUUGAUGUAUAACAUC